AUGUCGCACUCGCACUCCCAUGACGCCGGAGUCGGCCACUCCCAUGAUGCCCUCGACAACCACGGCCAUUCCCACGAGAUCCUCGACGGUCCCGGCUCCUACCUGAACCGCGAGAUGCCCCUCAUUGAGGGUCGCGACUGGAAAGACCGCGCCUUCACUAUCGGUAUCGGAGGGCCCGUCGGAUCCGGCAAGACCGCAUUGAUGCUGGCGUUGUGCCAUGCGCUCCGUGACCAGUACAACAUUGCCGCCGUGACCAACGACAUCUUCACCAAAGAAGACGCCGAGUUCCUCACCCGCAACAAGGCCCUCGCCCCCAACCGCAUCCGCGCCAUCGAAACCGGCGGGUGUCCGCAUGCCGCCGUGCGCGAGGACAUUAGCGCCAACCUGCUCGCCCUGCAGAUGCUGCAGAAGCAGUUCCAGACUGACCUGCUCCUCAUCGAGUCCGGCGGCGACAACCUAGCCGCCAACUACUCGCGCGAGCUGGCCGACUUUAUCAUCUACGUGAUUGACGUCGCCGGCGGCGACAAGGUGCCCCGCAAGGGCGGACCCGGCAUCACGGGCUCCGACCUGCUGGUCGUCAACAAGUGUGAUCUGGCCAGCAUCGUCGGUGCCGAUCUGUCCGUCAUGGACCGUGACGCGGCCAAGAUGCGCGAGGGCGGCCCCACCGUGUUCGCCGAGGUCAAGAACGGAAAGGGCAUGGAGCAUAUCGUGAACCUGAUCCUCAGCGCGUGGAAGGCCAGCGGCGCGUACGAGAUCAGCCUCGAGCGCUGGAAGAACGGCGCCCCCCGCAACUCCGGGAGCGUCGACCAGUAA
Aspergillus terreus NIH2624 is the source of this 813-nucleotide messenger RNA. RefSeq names its product urease accessory protein UreG. The record is from RefSeq and is a predicted model, not a curated record. Gene Ontology annotation, molecular function: GTPase activity; nickel cation binding. The transcript is spliced from 3 exons. NCBI's taxonomy places the organism in Eukaryota, Fungi, Ascomycota, Eurotiomycetes, Eurotiales, Aspergillaceae. Bases 1 to 813 code for a protein of 270 amino acids.